Messenger RNA from Lynx canadensis (Canada lynx), 3116 nucleotides. RefSeq names its product spore coat protein SP65-like. The transcript has 4 exons. NCBI's taxonomy places the organism in Eukaryota, Metazoa, Chordata, Mammalia, Carnivora, Felidae. The coding region runs from base 61 to 339 and encodes 92 amino acids. The record is from RefSeq and is a predicted model, not a curated record.
CUACCUUCUCCUGAGCUCCACGCUUUCUUAUCUGUGCUCCCUGCUAAUCAAUUCACCAACAUGAAGCUCUUGGCGUUGCUGGUACUGGUGGCCGUUUCCACCUUCCUGGUUUCAGGCCAGACAACUGGCGCUGCAAGUGAUAGCUCUACUGCUGCUGCCACCACAGCUGCCGCCACCACAGCUGCCGCCACCACUGCCGCUGCCACCACUGCUGCUCCUGCCACCACUGCCGCUGCCACCACUGCAGCUCCUGCCACCACUGCCGCUGCCACCACUGCAGCUCCUACUACCACUCCAAAGGGCCUUCUGGAAUUUAUUAAGCGUAUUUUGAAGCUAUGACUGUGAGAUGAAGUAUCCUGGAUGUCCUGCAUGUGAUCCUGCUGGGCUCGGCCAGAAUGUCCUUUCAUUUGAUUUACUUCAACCACGUACCAUGCCUAUCAUGUCUCUCCUAUCUCUAAUCAGUUUGUUUGUUUUCAAAUAAAAUUAACAUUGAGCAACAUCAAAAAUAGUAUAUUUUUAAGAUUUUGGGAAGUGGUUGUGCAAUGCUUUUAUCAAGGCUAUUUGGGAGGUGCAAUAGGCCAAGUGGAAUGGGUAGGCCUUAAUAGAGUUAGCCAACACCUUCUUUUCCACAGUAGUUUGAGUCUCCCUUGCACUACAGAAUUUUCAUAGAGUAGAGCUCAGUGUAUGUUUACCAUAUAUCCAUAGGGAUAUCUGAGUAUAUUAGAAAUUGUCACAAUUUAGUUAGGUAAGGUCUGGAGUUAAUGAGCAUUAGGGGAAAAUUAGCACAUACUGUGAGUAUUCCUUCCUCAGAGGAAUAAACUACGAAGAAUGAAAACCUUUAGUAUCCAUAGAAGAACUGGAGGGUAAUUGAAAUGGCUAGCUAAUAUUCCAGGCCAUGUCGCAUCUGUGAAAUUCCUGUGAAUUGUGUCAGUUGGAGCAACAGGAUAUUGCCCAACUCUGCAACAUGUUGUCAUAUUUUUCAGAUCAUGCUAAUAAGUAAGAAGGUCAAAGACUAUUAGGGCUAGGCUGGUUAUGGCAAAAUCAUGCUCCUCACGUAACGGUCCUGUUAGCCUCUUCUCACAAGGUCAGCAGAAAGAUAUCUGAAUUUCAGCAGACCUGAGCCCAAACUGUUGGUAGAUUGACUGAGAAUUGGCUCCAGGUAAUUCCUAUGAGCCCAUAGGAUGUGACUAUAUGAUAGAAGUUUCUGCCAUCACCUAUAUGCUGGAAUCUGGAAUUUUUGGCUCAAACCAAGCAGGAUUUCUUGCAAAGUUGUCUUGGGUUUUGGAUUUGAAAACUACUUGAAGGAAUAGGUCCUUCUCCAAGACUAUUUGAAAAAUGGUUGCUAGCUUGUCAGUGGUGUUUGAUAAAACAAGCCCUCUCACUGAUGAGUAUCAAGUGAUUCUGAGGAGACAAAUACCUUGGGCUUUCUGUUGUGUCCUGGAUGAUGCCAUACAUACAGUCGAAUAUGUAUUGGCAGCUCGGGAGAGUUCACUCACAGAGUGGCAAUUUAUUUUAAGGAGCAUUCUAGCAGAAGAAGUUCAGGGAAAGUACCACACAAAACAAACAGGCUGUGUUGCUACUUGUUUUCAGAAAAUAGAAUUGCAAGGACAUCCCUGACAUCAUUCCUGAGUGGUCCUGGGCAUGAAGGAUUGAAGGACCACCCAUAGAAAUUCUUGAGUUGAGGCCUAUGUUGCUCUUUGGAAGUCAGUUGGUUGUUGAUUUCUAAAAAUUAUUUAAGUUUAUUUAUUUAUUUGACAGAGAGAGAGAGAGAGUGAGUGAGUCCCAAGCAAGCUCUGUUCUGACAGCACAGAGGCUGAUGUGGGGCUUGAACUCACGAAUGGUGAGAUCAUGACCUGAGCUGAAAUUAAGAGCUGGAUGCAUAACCAACUGAGCUACCCAGAUGCCCCUGGAAGUCAGUUUUCUGCAGGCUGUGUUCAUACCACAACCCUGAUGAAAGAGAGCAAGGUUAAGUUGGCCUAGUGAGUGGAAUUCAAAGCUCUUCAUUUAGCAGUGGACAAAGUGUUAGGCUCCUGUUCUAGAGGAGCAUUUAGAUAUUAUAGUCUGUUGGGCUGUAACAAAGAGUUGCAUGUAUUGUCAGGCAAAUGGGUUCCAGGCAACUAAAAAAAACAGCUACGUGUAUAAUGCACCCAGAUAAGGAAAUGUCUUUGUGAAUUUAGUAGAGGAAUUAAAAUUGUGAGGAUAUGAAACAAACAAAAAUGUUGGCUAAGAAAAGGAUUGAAAUGUUGACAUAGCUUUCUCCAUAUACCUGGGCCCUGAGAGGAGAUGCCUGCGGAAGCUCAGGUCAGGCCCCAUGAGCUAGAGAGGACACAUUCCCCUUGAAUUCAACAAAGGCAAAUGAUAUUAACAAGAAAAUGUAUCCAAUAUUUACAAGAAAGGUUUGGCUUAAUAACAGCUGUAGGUGAAAUUAGUUGAUAUGGGCAAGUGGAUCACACUGAACCUCUCCUGGUAGCUCCAGGAUUCUGUAACUGGGUGUAAGUACUGGUGCCAACUGGGCACCUGUUCUUCUUUGGGAGUUGACUAUAAUGUAAAGAAAUAAUCCUAAAGAUACAAUGAAAGUUUUGAAUAAUUGAUUCUUCAUCAAUUUGGCCCACGGGAAUAUACUUCUUCUCAGGUUACAAACUUUACUGCUGCUAGGAAGUACUAUUCAAUGAACAGAGAUGGUAAAUUAAACAUAAUGUCUUUUGAUAAAAUAUAGUUUUUCAAUUUUCUUUUCCUGUUAGGACUUUUUUUGUUUUCUGUCUAAGAAAUGUUAGCAUCUCCUAAAUUGAGACAGAUACACUUUUAGGUCCCCUUCUGAAUGAUUUAUAUUGUUAGGUUUUAUGACCGAGUCUUUGAUUUUUGUGUAUGAUAUGAUGUAUGAAUCAUGGUUUAUUUCUUUUACGUUACAGGUAGUUGUACUUUCCCCCCAGGAUACUUUGUUGAAAGACUUUCUUCUGUUGAAGACUCUUAGCAUUUUUGUGAAAAAUGAUUAAUUGUAUAUGUGUGGGUAUAUAUUUAGAUUAUCUGUUCUGCCUCAUGGACUGGACCCAUUUCUCUUUCUUGAAGUCAAUAUCUCGUGAUUGGAUUAAUGUAGCCAUAAAAGUUUGUAAAUCGGG